AUGCGAUGGCCGCCAUGGACUUCCAACACGAACGAGAAGGAAGGGAAGGAGGACAAAAGGGAAGAUAAACCCCCAUCUUCCAAGAAAGAAGACAAGGCAAUCCUCCAUGCCACCGACUGGGCGGCCUUCACCGAGUCCCGAACGCUGAUCCCAACCGCCAUCCUGACGAGCGCGAUUCUCCUCACGGUAUACGUCCGCACACGAGUCCUGCGUCGCUUCCGCGAUGCCCCCAGCAUCCCCUCCGAAGGCCUUCGCCGCCGCAGCGUCUUCGGGCAAGUCACCUCCGUCGGCGACGGCGACAACUUCCGUCUGUACCAUACUCCCGGCGGGCGACUAGCAGGCUGGGGAUCAUCCUGGAAGAAGGUGCCGACGGCCAAGAAAGAACUGAAAGACGAGACGAUUCACAUCCGUCUGGCCGGUGUUGAUGCCCCCGAACUCGCCCACUUCGGACGCCCCGCACAACCGUACGCACGCGAAGCACACGUAUGGCUAACGAGCUAUCUGCUUGAUCGGCGGGUACGCGCCUACCUCCACCGACACGACCAGUACGGACGGGUGGUGGCGAGCGUGUACGUACGGCGCGGGUUCGAGCUGCCGCUGCCCUUUGUGCGCCGGGAUGUUUCGUACGAGAUGCUCCGACGCGGGUUGGCAACCGUUUACGAAGCAAAGCAGGGGGCCGAGUUUGGUGGGCCGGCCAAGGAGAUCAAAUAUCGGAAUGCAGAACGGUGGGCGCGUUUAUGGCGGAAGGGAUUGUGGAAGGAUUAUCACCGGAAGGGAUGGGAGAGUCCUCGCGACUACAAGAAUAGGAUGGGCAUGUCGGAGCAGGAGACUAAGAAUGGUGUAUGA
This is a messenger RNA of Penicilliopsis zonata CBS 506.65, 846 nucleotides long. RefSeq lists its product as hypothetical. Gene Ontology annotation, cellular component: cytoplasm; mitochondrion. The record is from RefSeq and is a predicted model, not a curated record. Lineage: Eukaryota; Fungi; Ascomycota; Eurotiomycetes; Eurotiales; Aspergillaceae. Bases 1 to 846 code for a protein of 281 amino acids. The transcript has 2 exons.